Prunus persica (peach) is the source of this 1889-nucleotide messenger RNA. RefSeq names its product heparan-alpha-glucosaminide N-acetyltransferase. Lineage: Eukaryota; Viridiplantae; Streptophyta; Magnoliopsida; Rosales; Rosaceae. The transcript has 14 exons. Bases 153 to 1592 code for a protein of 479 amino acids. The record is from RefSeq and is a predicted model, not a curated record.
CAUCCAGCGACUUGGGGAGCAUUUACAAGCGCUGCAGGGUGCCUUCCCCACCCCCCCCCCCCCCCCCCCCCCCCCUACCGGCUGCCAACAACAAACGCAGAAAAACAACAAGGCGGAUAAGGAAGAUAAGGGUAGGGAGGAGAGAGGGAGAUAUGGCGGUGUACGAACCUAUUAAAAGAUACGAACAUGAUGAUGAAGAACGUGGUAUGACGGAUCCUAUGAUGAUGAAGAAGAACAACAUCAGUAUUGAUCAUGAUGAGGAUGUUGAGAUGGCCAUUCACCAGAUAUCCAAAUCCACAUCCGCCUCUUCCGCCGCCACCGCCGCCAGUGGUGCCGCUGCUUAUAAGAAUGUUAGCCAUGAGGAAGCGGCAGCGGCGCCGGCCUCAUUGCCUUCGAAGUUGCGGCAACAGCAACGCCUUGUUUCCCUCGACGUUUUCCGCGGAUCUACGGUUGCGAUCAUGAUAUUAGUGGACGACGUUGGUGGGAUCCUGCCUGCUAUUAAUCAUUCACCAUGGAACGGUUUGACCCUUGCAGAUUUGGUCAUGCCAUUUUUUCUCUUUAUGGUUGGUGUUUCCCUUUCACUUACCUACAAGAAAAUGUCAUGUGGAACCGUUGCGACUAGAAAAACAGUUUUGAGGACACUGAAGCUUCUAGCAUUAGGCCUUUUCCUUCAAGGUGGCUAUUUUCAUGGCAUCAAGGAUCUAACAUUUGGGGUGGAUAUUGAACAGAUGAGAUGGAUGGGAAUUCUACAGAGAAUUGCAAUAGCUUAUUUUGUAGCAGCAUUGUGCGAGAUUUGGCUAAAGGGUGACGAUAAUGUCAACUCAGGACGUUCUCUGCUCAGGAAAUAUCGAUUUCAAUGGUCGGCAGCAUUGAUUAUCACUGUGCUAUAUCUGUCACUCUUAUACGGCUUGCAUGUUCCUGAUUGGGAAUACCAAAUUCCUGGUGAUUCCUCCUCCGCACCAAAAACAUUUUCAGUUAAAUGUGGCGUAUGGGGUGACACGGGACCAGCAUGUAAUGCUGUUGGGAUGAUUGAUCGUAAGAUAUUGGGUCUUAGGCACUUAUAUAGACGACCAAUCUAUGCACGAACAGAGCAAUGCAGUAUUAACUCCCCCGAUAAUGGCCCGUUACCUGCCGAUGCUCCUUCUUGGUGUCAAGCUCCCUUUGACCCUGAAGGACUUUUAAGUUCCAUGAUGGCUAUUGUUACCUGCUUGGUUGGUUUGCACUAUGGACACAUUAUUGUCCAUUUUAAGAGUCACAGGGACAGAAUCCUGCGCUGGUCUAUCUCAUCCUCGUCUCUUAUAAUCUUAGGGCUCGCCUUGGACUUAUUAGGCAUGCAUAUAAACAAGCCUCUUUACACAUUCAGUUACAUGUGUAUCACAGCCGGUUCUGCUGGCAUUCUCUUUACUGCAAUUUACUUGAUGGUCGAUGUGUGUGGCUACAGGCGCCCAACUAUUGUGAUGGAGUGGAUGGGAAUGCAUGCAUUGAUGAUUUUUGUGCUUGUAGCCUGCAAUCUCUUGCCAGUUAUCAUCCAUGGAUUCUAUUGGGGGAAGCCUCAGAACAACAUUCUUAGCUUAAUUGGAAUUGGAAAAUGAAUUGCUCAAGGGCAGCUCUGUUGGGUUAUAUGCGUUGCACCGCGCAAGUGCAGUCGAUUUCUAUCUUAGACUGUGGACCUAAAUUGUUCGACCAAUUUUGGUUCUUGCAUUUGGGGAUAAGAGAGAAGGUGGAGUUGGCCUUGAUAGAGACCCCGGCAGGCAGCGUUUCCCCCGCUCUCCUUACAUGUACAGAUUGGAGCUUCUCUACUGAAGGUGGUGUACGACCAAGCUUUCUUUAUGAUUUAUGAGGCUUGAAAAACGUAUGGAGAUAUUUAAAAUUGGGGUAUUUUGUAAAUA